GAUAGAGAGAGACAGAGAGACAGACACACACACACUGGCUGCACUGACGCAUUAUUGUCUAACAUUACGGUAGCAGGGCGUGCCUAAAGAAGGGGGAAGCGUCUCAUACCAACGGAGCAGAACUUUAGAACCAUUUCCUUUGAAGCAGAGUUGCUGAAAGAAGACGAGUAAAAACACUGGUUAUAAUAGUGUCCCCAGUGGAAGAUGCGUUAUUACCGGUAUAAGAAUGCUGAGGUGAGCUGCUGCUACAAGUACCUGAUGUUCAGCUACAACAUCGUGUUCUGGUUGGUUGGAGCAGCUUUCCUAGGCAUCGGGUUUUGGGCGUGGAGUGAGAAGGGCGUGUUGUCAGACCUGUCCCAGGUGACCCGGCAGAACGGUUUUGACCCGGUGUGGGUGGUUCUGGUGGUCGGCACGGUGACCUUUGUCCUGGGGUUCGCGGGCUGCGUGGGAGCGCUGAGGGAGAACAUCUGCAUGCUCAAGUUUUUCUGCGGGGUGAUCGGAGUGAUCUUCUUCCUGGAGCUGACGGCGGGGGUGCUGGCCUUCGUGUUCCAGGACACCCUGAGGGAGUGGAUCAGCGACUUCUUCCUGACCAACGUGAAGGGCUACCGGGACGACAUUGACUUGCAGAACCUCAUCGACUCGCUGCAGAGAACGAAUCAGUGCUGUGGGGCUCGAAACCCUAAUGACUGGAACACAAACAAUUAUUUCAACUGCACUGACGACAACCCCAGCCGGGAGCGCUGUGGAGUGCCCUUCUCCUGCUGCCUGGCCGACCCUGCUCAAACAGUUGUGAACACGCAGUGUGGCUAUGACAUCAGGGCCAGGCCGGAACGGGAAUGGAACACUGUGAUCCAUGUUAAGGGGUGCAUCCCUGCGCUGGAAGGCUGGUUACCCCGAAACCUCUACAUCGUGGCCGGAGUCUUCAUCAUCAUCUCACUGCUGCAGAUGUUGGGCAUCUUCCUGGCUCGUACUCUGAUUGGGGAUAUUGAGAUGGUGAACUCUGGCUUCAGAUACUGAGGGGCUGACUGUCGCAGCGUGUACGUGUGCACCCCCCCACCACCCCCUUGCAACACACGUGUUCUGGGAUUCAAAUUUCCAGCUAGUCCACAGCUCUAGCCACAGUGUAGAGGUAACGAGCUCAGGUGUGUCUUAUUAAACUCUUAAGAAAACCAGGAACGGAUCAAACUGCUAUGCAAAAGGAGUCUUAUUUCCAUCCCUGAGUGGGUGUUACUUGUACACUGUGGCUAAUCAAGCUUGUAGUAAAACCUGGAGUGGGUGACCCUGCCAUGCAACAGGAGUCUUAUUUCCAUCCAUGUAAUAUAAGGUGUUGCCUUUUUAUUUUGUUUCCAAAUUUCAGCUUUGCACUGAACAGCUUUCCAUUCCACUGAGUCAGCAGCCCUCACUGGAGUUCGAAGUUCACAUCUGCACAAUCCUCAGUGAAAUCAAUGAGGGUGAAUCAAUACAACAGCACGCUGCUUCAACUGUACUGCCAUUUUAUUAGUUUUAUACAACAUACACACAUCCACCGACAAGACUAAAAGUAACGUCAACGUUUCAAGAUUGAAAGUUGGCCUCCCAUUUUUCUAAAAUGAAAACACCAAGAAGCGAUAGUGUGAAUAUUCUGAAUGGUCUGUUAAAGGAGUGAGUCUUCAGCUUGUUGUUUAACAUGACAAGGUGUGAUCAGUGUUAAAGAUGAUGUUUGAAGAUGGCGCUCACAUAUAAAAGAAUUUACUCCCAUAGUAAAUAUCUGAUUUCAGGCCAUCUCUUAAAGGCAGAAUUCCUAUCAUAUAGACCCCUGUCCUUAACAAGAACAAACAUCACUGCAGUUGCUUCUUUGUUAGUCUUACUACUUUAAAAUCUAUUUAAAUAAAUGGCAGAACAUUUUUGCGCUUCAAAUCCGAGCCCAUUUUGUUUGAUGCUUCUUCUGCUAACUAAUCGCCCUACAGCUAGCAAUCUACUUCCAGAAACUGAACACUGCUGUCUUAGACCGAGAAGAAUUGGGGUUCUGUUUUUGUUAACAAAACCAAACAUGAUAGCUUCAAUUCUCUUAGUCUCGUUGGUCUGAGAACAUUUCUUUAGCAGUGUACAGAUAUUCUUGCACUAUUGUAAAUGAUCUGCAGCACAGAUCAGAUCUCUGCAUGUAGCUUUUAUUGCUGUUCAUUGUAUUCAUGUGUGCUUGAAUCGGGAUGUAAUCCACUUGGAGGUGCAUUAGGAGCUGGUUCUGAGAGAAACAUGCUCCGAUUCUGGGGUUGAUCCUGUCAGAUUCUUUCUGUGAUGUAGCACCAGCAAAGACCAACCCUCUCAGGAACAUGUCACCAUUUUUUUUUAUGAAUUCUUUGUUAGAUUUAUUUUAUUUAUGUAAAUGUUUUUUUUUUUUUUUUUUUUUUUGCAUUAAAGGGAAUGUAACAAUCUAAAAAGUGUAAACUGUGUAUAAUGUUAAAAAGUGCUCUAAAAGUCCAAUCGCCUCGUCCUGCUGUGUGGGAUUCCUCUGUGAACAGGCUGCUGGUGGCGUGUGUGUGUGCGUGUGUGUGUGAGUCGGGUUAGUGGUUCUGUAGGUACCGGGUCAGGCUGGUCUUAAUUAGAAUAUUCCGCUCUGGGGUUCUGUUCCAGAUGCCGUCGGUCGGGUUCUGUUGGGAGUGUGUCUGGUCACUGUUCAGGUUGCCAGUGUUGGAUCUCGGUGGUUCUCGGGGGUCCGUGUUGGUCCAGUUCUGCUAGCGCUGUGGUUCUGCUGGGAGGGAUUGUGAGAUUUCUGGGGGGGGUUCUGUUCCAGUGGGUAGCAGGUGUCAUUUAUGAGUUGGGUUGGGCUGGUUCUGCUGGAGGGAUACUGGGUUCGGCUUUUUUUGG
This is a messenger RNA of Acipenser ruthenus (sterlet), 2844 nucleotides long. Its product is annotated as tetraspanin-14. The transcript has 9 exons. NCBI's taxonomy places the organism in Eukaryota, Metazoa, Chordata, Actinopteri, Acipenseriformes, Acipenseridae. Bases 205 to 1017 code for a protein of 270 amino acids. Gene Ontology annotation, cellular component: membrane. Gene Ontology annotation, biological process: regulation of vascular endothelial growth factor signaling pathway; protein maturation; protein localization to plasma membrane. The record is from RefSeq and is a predicted model, not a curated record.